Hyaloscypha bicolor E is the source of this 2154-nucleotide messenger RNA. RefSeq names its product TAF5-like protein. Bases 1 to 2154 code for a protein of 717 amino acids. The transcript has 3 exons. NCBI's taxonomy places the organism in Eukaryota, Fungi, Ascomycota, Leotiomycetes, Helotiales, Hyaloscyphaceae. Gene Ontology annotation, biological process: transcription initiation at RNA polymerase II promoter. The record is from RefSeq and is a predicted model, not a curated record. Gene Ontology annotation, cellular component: transcription factor TFIID complex. Gene Ontology annotation, molecular function: RNA polymerase II general transcription initiation factor activity; protein binding.
AUGUCUUCACUUGCGGGCAGAUCGGCUGCCAAUUUACAACCACCACGCCCAUUAACACAAGCUGACGCUGUGAACAAAAAGGUCAUCGAAUACCUGGUCAAGAAGGGCUACAUGAGAACUGAACAGACGCUCCGCCAAGAAUCAGCGCAUCUCGACAAAGAUGGCAGACCCAUUCAUAACCACAUUGAGGAACUAGGCAACAUCAAGUAUACCCGCGGAUACAAGCUGUUGUGCGGUUGGAUUGACCAAAACCUUGACCUCUAUAAGUUUGAGUUGAACCGACUGCCAUGGCCCAUCUUUGUCUACUCCUACCUGGACCUGAUCAUCACCGACGCGGUAGACGACGGCGAGAUGUUUUUCCGUGAAUUUAGCCCACAAUUUGAGAAGCUCCAUGCGGAUGAACUUCGCGUCUUUGAGACCAUCAAACUCCGCUCUCAGGUCUUCGAGAAUUCGACCGCAAAGCUCUACCGCAACACGAAAUACCUCUUGCCCCUCAAUAAGAACGUAUACUUCAACCUUCUUACCUUCCUUGAAUCGAACGCCAACUCGGGCGGCACUGUCAUCAUCUACCUGCUUCAAACGUAUUGCGAGGUACGGGAGACGGAACGAGGCCCUAUGGACCAGUACAGCUUCGAGGCGAUCAUCAAUCAGGCGCGCGGGCUCGGCUCUGAAGGUGACGAUGCAGGUCUUCAAGAAGGGAUUCCCGGCGCAUUCACCGGAGUCACUAACAAAGACAUUAUGGACAACACAGCAGUAUUGAAGCUCGGCCCUAUGGCCAUGGAUCCCGACCUCGCUAGUGAUGUGCGAGCUGAACUGGAGGAGGAGGAUCGACUCAAUACCGCCACCCUUCCGGAAGGCAAGAGCUCCCUGGUGGAUGAGUUCGACCGAAACAUCAAGCGAGAGGAUAGCGCGGAUGGUCCUUCCCGCACCGAAAUCCCCUACCCUGCAUCUCGCGCUCGAGAUGUGGUUAUGGAAGUCCAAAAGAUCAAGGAAAACCGUGAUCGCUUCAGAAUUGAUAACGCCACCGAGAUGAAGACUGGAAUCGCUCCAGGCGUCUCCAUUUGCAUGUUUACCUUCCACAACACCCUCGAUUCCAUCACCUGUGUCCAGUUCUCCGAUGAUAAUAACCUUGUCGCUGUUGGCACCCAGGAGUCUUAUAUCCGAGUCUGGAACCUUCACGGCGAUCCUCUUCCCACGAAGGUCAGAUCUGCCCUGAAUGAUCCACCAACCAGCUCUCGCCGCCUCAUCGGACACUCUGGCCCUGUCUACGAGGUUUCCUUCUCCCCCUCCAUCGAAGGCCCCGCCAAUGCCGACGAGAAUACUCCAGCCACCAACCCUCGACUCCUUCUCUCCUGUUCUGCCGACGGCACAAUCCGCCUCUGGUCUCUCGAGACUUGGACCUGCCUUGUCGUUUAUAAAGGCCAUGAAGGUCCUGUUUGGCAGGUGAAGUGGGGUCCGUUCGGCCACUACUUUGCUACCUGUGGCUGGGACAGAACCGUUCGUGUCUGGGCUCAAGAUCAUAUCUCGUGUGUCCGUAUGAUGGUCGGUCAUGACACCAGCGUCAAUCAAAUUGCCUGGCACCCGAACGGUGCUUACGUCUUCUCUGCCAGUGACCAAGCUGACAAGUCUAUCCGCAUGUGGUCCUUUGUCUCGGGUGAGUGUGUCCGCGUCUUCACUGGCCAUACCGACACCCUUAGCGCUCUCGAAUGCAGCCCGAAUGGUAGGAUCCUAGCCUCGGCCGACCAAAGCGGUACCAUCUUCCUCUGGGAUCUCGAGCAUGGCAAACAAAUUAAGCGUUGCCGCGGCCACCACAAAGGCGGUAUCUGGUCCCUCUCCUUCAGCAUCGAGACAUCAGUCCUCUGUUCCGGUGGUGCAGAUGGCACUGUUCGAGUCUGGGAUGUCGCCGUCCCUGCCGAUCCACACAAGGCCGACCGCAAUGAGACUGUUGCUACAGGCGGUCAGGCAGAUGCUACUCGUAUCAAUACCGGCAAUCAACCUGCUGCUCCGGCCACCGUUGGUGCCAAGAAGAAGGGCAAGGACACCAUGAUUACCCCUGAUCAGAUCAGUGCUUUCCCCACCAAGAAGUCGCCGGUCUAUAAGGUGAAGUUCACUCGCAUGAAUUUGAUCGUUGCUGGUAGUUGCUUCUUGCCAUAG